AUGCAGUCGCUUCUCCAAUACAGGCGGGCAGGGGUCGCCGCCCAGGCUCAAAUUGACAGAGACAUGGGCGCAGCAGCGUCUUCUUCACAACCGGCAAGUCAUCAACGUUCCAAAACAGGUCAAAUUUUCGACGAAAGAAAGGCUCAUCCAGCGCACCCAGAAGAGAGGCCAGGCCAAGUCCUAGAGCCGACCGGCGAUAGCAGCGCCGAGUCCAGCAAUGACGAAGACAUCGAACGCGUGGGUACGACGCGGACCCAGUAUUCCGAAGGAACUGCUCUCGGUCGGGUUCUCACCGGCAUCCACGUCCGAGACCGCACCGCCCACGAGGGUCAUGGCGGCCGGGUCUUUGUUGUCGGAUGGGCGGGACCGGAUGACCCCCUCGACCCUCACAACUGGUCCUUGGCGAGACGCAUCGGCGUGACGCUCCAGAUCUCCGUGAUUGCGCUUUUCGUCGGCGCCGCCUCCGGUAUCGACGCGACCGUGCUCCCGCAAGCUGCGAAAGACUUGGGCGUCAGUGAAGUCGCCGAAUCUAUGGCGACAGUUGGCAUGGGUGCAGGCUCGCUCAUUGCGGGGCCGUUCUCGGAAACCUUUGGCCGCAAUGCCGUUUACAUCGUCUCGAUGGGAGUCUUCAUGUUGUGGAUCAUGGCGUCCGGUUUGGCGCCUAACUUUGGCGCCCAGAUUGUGUUCCGAUUUCUGGCCGGUUGCUCUGCGUCUACGCCGCUGGUAUGCUCUGGCGGUUCAAUCGCUGACAUGUACAACCGCGUUGAGAAGACGUGGAGUUUCCCACUGUACGCGAUCACCUGUUUCGGAGGCCCGAUGAUAGGUGCCGUGAUGGGCGCCUACAUCGGACCAUCACCUCUAGUGAGCUGGCGCUGGACCGAGUGGACCAUGAUGAUCUGCUCUGGUCUCGUUUUGGUACUUGUCGGGCUGUGUAUGCCAGAGACAUACGGACCGCUGUUGCUGCAGUGGAAAGCGGCACACUACCGUCGCAUCACUGGGGAUAACCGCUUUCGGUCCGAGCACGAGAUUGUAGAUGCAACACUAUUCACCCGACUGAAGACGAGCAUGACAAGGCCAUUCCUCAUGCUUACUGAGCCGAUUAUUAUCGCCAUGACGCUGCACAUCACCGUCGUCUACAUCGUUCUCUUCACUUUCCUGGUUGGCUGGCCGGAUAUCUUCGAAAAGACAUACGGACUCGACCAAGGCCUCGCCAACAUCAUCUUCAUCGCCAUGUUUGUCGGUACGCAGAUCAACUUCGCGUUUGUCCCACUUGUGUACCGCAUGACGGUGAACAGAAUGAAACAGACCGAGGACAGAUCUUUCGAGCCGGAAAUCCGACUGUGGUACGCCAUGUUCGGGGCCGCUGUUUCUGUCCCUGUAUCCCUGUUCUGGCUGGGCUGGACCAACUUCGCCAGCAUUAGCAUCUGGUCGGCCAUCUUUGCGGUUGUACUCUUUGGGUACGGCGUGACGGGCAUCUUCAUGUGCGUUUAUAUGUACAUCAUUGACUCAUAUGAGAUCUAUUCGGCCUCGGCACUCACGUUCGUUGCCUUGAUCAGAUACAUCGUGGCCGGCGGUAUGACAGUCGUGGGAAUUCCGUUCUACGACAAGAUGGGAACGCAUUACACGCUGACGAUUCUGGCGUGCAUCGCCGCGGCACUUGCGCCAAUCCCUUAUGUGUUGUAUUACUACGGUCCCUGGAUUCGGUCGAAGAGCAAGUAUGCUGUCUCGAUGAAAACCCAAUAG
Molecule: messenger RNA, 1743 nt
Organism: Colletotrichum gloeosporioides
Lineage: Eukaryota; Fungi; Ascomycota; Sordariomycetes; Glomerellales; Glomerellaceae
Product: putative efflux pump kojT
Exons: 2
Coding region: 1-1743 (580 amino acids)
Biological process (GO): transmembrane transport
Molecular function (GO): transmembrane transporter activity
Source: RefSeq, a predicted model, not a curated record